AUCAAGUAGAGAUGAGACCAGUAAUGACAUCAGGUAGGAGUUCUUUAAGACCACACAACUAAAUGGCCAGUAGGGUUUGAAGAACGUAUUCACUGUGUCCUUUUUUGGGGAAAAAUAGUGCAGACAGACAUGGAAAAUAUAACAAUUAGCCUAACAGCGGGGAUGUAGUAAACACAUCAGAACGCCAAAAUUGUUGCUGCAUACCCCUCUGACACUGGGUAGUUGCGCCCCUGGGUGCACCUCUCACACCUAUCUUCCUUUUGAGCAUGAUGUCAUCAUCAUGUCAGGAGGGCUUUAAGCAUGUAAACACCAAGAUAGCAGCAGGACCUGAUGGUAUCAGUGGGUGGUUCCUCAAACUGUGUGCUGAUCAACUAGCGCUGGUGUUCACAAUGAUAUUCAGCCUGUCACUGGCUCAGUCUGUCAUACCCACGUGUUUCUAAAAGUCCACCAUCAUUCCUAUGUUCAAGAAAACACAGGCCUGAAUGACUACCGCCCAGUGGCGCUCACCUCUGUAGUGAUGAAAUUCUUUGAACGACUGGUCAAGGAUUACAUCUGCUUCUCACUACCCAGCACAGUGGACCCACUACUGCUUGCCUAAAGUUCCAACCAACCUGCAACAUCAAAGCACAGUCCCCCAUUUCUUUUCUUUCUCCGUGAAAUGAAGCUGCCUUCAAGUGCGGUCGGGAAUGUCUAUCUAUAAAUGAUCUGACAGAAAACUUAUGAAAUAUAGUUUACUUAUAACACAACAAGACGUCACACAAAUGGGCCAUAUAAGUGACACUCCCACCGCCACACAUCCCUGCGUCGUAUCGCCGAAUUGCUCUCUUUGGUCUGAAUGUGCCCUAAACUGGUUUACUAAUAGCUUAAAUCACAAUUUUUUGUCAGAAAAUUGAGUUUUCAAUGUGAAUAUGUUUAGACAACAAAACUACUUAGUUAAAAUCAGCACAUUUGUUAAGUUACUUAUAUGACAAGAUGUAUUUCCUGAGUGAAAGUAAUGUGUUCAUUUGACCCAUCCAUACCCAACCUUCCUCCAUAUCCAGAGUUUUGGCAGAGUUUCUUAUACUUUGUCACUGUACUUUCUGCUUUGCUUCCCCUCAUAAUUACUAUGGCAAUAUGGGUCGUAAUUGCCGCUUGAACAAACAACUUAUGUGGGCAAUUUUCGGUGACAGUCUCCUUUUUUUGGGAAGCCACUGUGGUAUUUAACACUAGAACCGUCAGCAUUCCAUUUCUACCUAUAAGUGGGUAAUUUUUACCAGCUGGCACUUGCAAAUGCAAAUGUCAUUUCUUGAAGCAGUUAAGUUGUUCAUUUUCAUCUAUUUUUAAAAAUAAUGACAAAGCAACUAUUUAAAAGUCAGUUUACCGGGCUUUAGGCUCCUUCAUUACAGAUCGAAUACACACAAGAUGUUUUGUGGCUGCACUCUCCCUGUCAUGCCCAGCUCCCAUUAGGUCAUGUUUUCAGUUUUCUUUCACAUUCAUCUUACUUUGCUCACUUCCUGUUUUGUUUUGAUACUCACCUUGUGUUUGUAUUGCACUUCGGUGGCUCCCCGACAACCGGCUGUUUGUCAAAGCUGAGAAGUGUGAGUUUCACGUCCUGACUGUUUCAUUCCUUGCCUACGUGGUGACGGAGGGGGAGGUGAAGAUGGACCCUGAGAAGGUGCGAGUGGUGAAGGAUUGGCCAACUCCCACAAGCUGGUAGCAAGUUCAACGUUUAUUGGGGUGUAUAGAAAUUCAUAAGAAGCUGCAGUACUGUUGCUGCCCCUUUGCAUGUUCUUACCUCUCCUAAGCUCAGGUUCCAGUGGUGUGAUAUGGAUCUGAGGAGAGAUCAUGGGUUUCGGCCAGCAAUAUCCUGGACCCUAACCUCAUUCGGGAGUUUCAUGAGCAGCACCCAAAUGAGCCUUGGCCGUCAGGAGUCGGCCCUAGAGGAGGGGCCAAUUGACCCCAGAAGAUUUGGCCGAUGUUCCAGCUAAUGCCACCUCCAACAUCUUGAACCGUCUGAUGGCCAGCUAUGAUGCAAGAAUAAGGCCUAACUUUCAAGGCAUCCCAGUUGAGUCCAGGGUGAACAUUUUCAUUAACAGCUUUGGGUCCAUCCAGGAGACUACUAUGGACUACAGAGUGAACAUAUUUCUUCGUCAGAGAUGGAAUGACCCUCGCCUACGACUUCCCACUGACUUUAAAAAUGACGCACUAACUAUUGACCCCAACAUGUUCCAGUGUUUGUGGAAACCAGACCUUUUCUUUGCCAAUGAGAAAAAUGCAAACUUUCACGAUGUCACCCAGGACAACAUUCUCCUCUUCAUCUUUAGGAAUGGCGAUGUAUUAAUCAGUAUGAGGCUGUCUGUGACGCUGUCCUGUCCCUUGGAUCUUAAACUCUUCCCAAUGGACACACAGCUGUGUAAGAUGCAGAUGGAGAGCUUUGGCUAUACCACCAGUGAUCUUGUGUUCAUGUGGCAGUCUGACCCAGUUCAGAUGGAUGAGAUUGCUCUCCCUCAGUUCGACAUCAAACAAGAGGACAUCAAAUAUGGGAACUGCACAAAGUACUACAAAGGAACAGGAUACUACACCUGCAUUGAGGUGAUUUUCAAAUUGCGUCGGCAGGUUGGCUUCUACUUGAUGGGAGUUUAUGCUCCAACUCUGCUGAUUGUUGUUUUGUCCUGGUUAUCAUUCUGGAUAAACCCUGAUGCCUCAGCUGCACGGGUGCCAUUGGGUAUUUUAUCAGUCCUCUCUCUGUCUAGUGAGAGUAUGCUCCUGGCAACAGAGCUACCAAAGGUUUCCUACGUAAAAGCCAUUGAUAUCUGGCUCAUUACCUGCCUCCUUUAUGGGUUCUCAUCACUGGUGGAAUACGCUGUGGUGCAGGUGAUGCUGAACAGUCCCAAACUGAUUGAGGAGGAGAAAGCCAAAAUGGCCACGAAGGAGAAAGCUUUGCAAGAGAAAGAAGGAAAGAAUAAAACUUCAAAUAAAACUAACAACACAGUGAAUGGGACUGGUGGAACACCCAUACAUGUCAACACUCUGCAGGUGGUAGAAACUCGCUGUAAGAAAGUUUGCACCUCCAAGUCGGACCUUCGCUCCCAUGACUUCAGCAUUGUGGGAUCUUUACCUCGAGACUUUGAACUUUCCAACUUUGACUGUUACGGUAAACCAGUUGAAGUGUCAGGGGCCCUCAAGUCCCAGACCAAAGCCAAAAAGAAACCAGCGCCACCCAAACCUGUCAUACCUGCUGCUGCCAAACGCAUCGACCUCUAUGCAAGAGCCCUGUUCCCCUUCACCUUCCUCUUCUUCAAUGUGGUCUACUGGUCUGUCUAUCUGUGAGGGGUGGAAGAGGAGGUGCAGGUGGAAAUAAAGUGGUUUGCAUCCUAUAGUUUGUCACCAUACUGAUAUUGAAACUACAUUGAACUUACAAAUGACAUAGAAAAUUCAUAUACUGAACUAUAUACUGUUAAAAUCCAGAUUUGCAACAUUUCCGAGCCAUGUUUGCAGAGCUGCAGAGACUGCUGUGGUCCCUGGGAGUAACUGUAGGCUGUUGGCUUGAGUCCCCUUUAAACCCAGGCAUUAAGUAGACACUGCAUGUGUGUCUCUGUCUGAUACAGGACAUUGUGCUUGAUGUGAACUAAACCCUGCUGUGGUGAUACGUGUACAUUAGAAAUAUAUGCUUUUUAUUGGGGGUAAGAGUACUGGUCACACUGAGUAUGUUAAAGGGUAACUUUGUUGUUUCUUUUCAACCUGGACCCUAUGUUCCUAUGUUUUUGUGUUUAAGUGACUGAUGGGAACGAUAUAUAUAUUUUUUAAAGAUUAUUUUUUGGGGCUUUUCCACUUAAUUACAUAGUGACAUGAAAGGGGGAGAGAAAUGGGGGAUGACACGCAGCAAAGCACAGCGGGUUAGAUUCGAACCUGCGCUGCUGCAGGACUCAACCAACAUGGGGCAAACGUUCUUACUGGGUGAGCUAGAGGCCACCCCAGAACAGUAAUAUUUGAAAUUGGUCCAGAAUUAAACAAGAUCGCUGCAGUCGGCAGUCAGCGAAACAAGCUAUAAUGUAAGUUAUUGGACUAUUGUGCACAGUCAGUUAGCAUCCACUAAAAGUUCUGUUUUUGCCACUGACAGGCUCAGAUUAUUAUUCUACGUGUCUGACAACAUCAUGGAAAGGAUCCCUACAGAGA
Molecule: messenger RNA, 4155 nt
Organism: Perca fluviatilis (European perch)
Lineage: Eukaryota; Metazoa; Chordata; Actinopteri; Perciformes; Percidae
Product: glycine receptor subunit beta-like
Exons: 10
Coding region: 1996-3309 (437 amino acids)
Biological process (GO): chloride transmembrane transport; signal transduction; nervous system process
Cellular component (GO): neuron projection; synapse; postsynaptic membrane
Molecular function (GO): neurotransmitter receptor activity; extracellularly glycine-gated chloride channel activity; transmembrane signaling receptor activity
Source: RefSeq, a predicted model, not a curated record